AAAUUAGGGACUCCUGCAUUAAAUUGUCCCGAACACCAAAUAAUUAGAGGAAGUCUCUGUUCGAUYGAAGUACAUUCAAGAACAAAUGCCAUCGGAAUACCAUUGUCAAUAGACAAAAUAAUUGGGGAAAGAAAUUCAACCUCAGAUAAUGUCUUACAAAUAAAUAUCGCCGAGUUUUACAAAUAUGGAUAUAUUCAAAAUAAUAGUCGUAUGAACGUUUAUUUUGAUUCAAAUUACUGGGAACAAUCAAUUAUUGGACCUACAGGAGAAGAAUGCAAUUUUGACGCUGUUACUCCUAGUAGUCCUAAUAUGAUUUUUACAGAAUACGUCCUAAAUGAAUGUAUUAAAACAUUAGAAUAUAAAUAUGAAAGACAUUAUUAUCCAUACUCGGCUAGAGAUGAAGUUCAUCAGAMAUUUCUCGAGGUUCAUUGGAAGCCAAUUAAAAAACAAAGUUGCAUAUCMAUUACAUAUUUUCACAAUUUAGAUUCUGAUAUGGAAAUUAUUAUGAGUAUAUUCAAUGAAAAUGAUACGAUAAUAACUUCACCAAUAUUAGAAAAACAAAUGAAGAAGAAGUUAAAGUUAUUUCCAGGAAUAAUACUGGUAACUAUUGGUGUAAAUCUCAGGAACUCUUCAAUAUACUCGGAAAUGGUAAGAACACAAAUACGUUAA
Molecule: messenger RNA, 669 nt
Organism: Diuraphis noxia (Russian wheat aphid)
Lineage: Eukaryota; Metazoa; Arthropoda; Insecta; Hemiptera; Aphididae
Molecular function (GO): protein binding
Source: RefSeq, a predicted model, not a curated record